Messenger RNA from Exophiala mesophila, 4817 nucleotides. RefSeq lists its product as uncharacterized. Bases 568 to 3837 code for a protein of 1089 amino acids. Gene Ontology annotation, biological process: cytoplasmic stress granule assembly. Gene Ontology annotation, cellular component: cytoplasmic stress granule. The transcript is spliced from 4 exons. The record is from RefSeq and is a predicted model, not a curated record. Lineage: Eukaryota; Fungi; Ascomycota; Eurotiomycetes; Chaetothyriales; Herpotrichiellaceae. Gene Ontology annotation, molecular function: RNA binding.
UGUGCCUCCGUUCUCUGAUUUCUCUGCAUCUCUGCUCUCUACUCUCUGCUCUCUGCUCUCUCCUACUAUCACUUCCCAAAAACGAACCCUCCUACUCCGACCUUCGCCCUUUACCCUCAACCUGCAAUUGUCUUGCAGUCUGCUUCACUGCCACUUGUUCCAUCUGACACCCAAAGGACUGGACACUGCUGCUUCAGCUCCUUUGUUUCGUCCUUUCCUUCUCUGGAUCCUGGCCUGACCUGUCUCGACUUGCACUGCUCUUCAAUUUCCCCGAAUCCUCUGCAUUUGGGUGGUUCCUGCACCCCGUCUGGGACAUUUUCCACCUUUUUUUGAAAUUGAGGCUCGUGCUCUCACACCUCCACCUGAAUCUUCGCAUCACCGCACCGUUCAAGUUACGCCGCUAGACAUCGAUUCUGUCACCGCUUGCCUGAUCUAUUGCAGACCACUUGUAUAUCCUCUUACGCUGCCUUGUCUUCCUCCCUUCUGGUGCCGCCUGACUGGCUGGUCCUGUCGAAUCAGCUCCCGUUUCUCUCCUGUGCGACUCUGCCAGCGUCCCUCCUGCAACUGAUGGCCUCUGCGCCCAGUAUCACUGCCAAUUCCUCAACCUCCUCCAUCGCCCUCGUAAAUUCCGGCACUUCGCAGAACAGUCAUGGUCAGGCAAGAAACACGAUGAGGUCCAACAACAACGCGAAGGCUGCGGAUCAAGGUCGCAAACAGAGCCCCGUCGACGGAGCACCACGGCGACCCAUCACACAGAAAGCUUGGGGCUCUGGCACCAACUCGUUUUCUCACCGAACUGCCAUGGCUACACAGCAAAAUGGAACUACCCCACAGCCGAGAAACAUGACAAACAAUAGACUCGUCGGCCAGAAAGAUCAAGGUAUUUCGGACAAACAGGCCCAUGAAAGAUUAUCAUUCAUUCUUGCUGCCGCCAUCGGCUUGACUAUCGUUGUCACGGUCAAGAAUGGCGACAGGUUCGAGGGCUUGCUCUCUGGCUCCAAUCCUCAGAAUGGCUUGUCUAAAAUAACCUUAAAGAUGGUCAGAAAAUCACACGCAGCGCAGGGCAAUGGUUCUGCAUUUCUGGAAGCGGCCUUCAUUGGCGCGAGUCCCGAUCAUGCGUUGAAUGUCGACAUCAAGGAAAUCACCGAUGUAUCGAUCCCCGACUUUGCCACUGCUCAAUCCACCAAGGCUGCAAACGGUUCGUCUUCUGCCUUUCAGACCGAUGCUGAUAUUUCUGGCAAUCAAAACCGAGGGGAAAGACUGCUUCAAAGAUGGGUUCCUGAAGGCCCAGAUACAACUGACUUCAGCCUCGAACAAUCUGCCUCUUCGGGCACGUGGGAUCAGUUUGCUGUCAAUAACCAGCUCUUUGGCGCAAAAAGUACCUAUGACGAGAGCCUAUACACUACCACCAUCGACCGCACCGCUCCUUCCUACAAAUCCAGGGAGGCGGAGGCGGAAAGGCUGGCUAGAGAAAUUGAGGGCACAGCAUCUACAAUCGCCCACGUUCGUGAGGAGCGUGGUCAGGCUACGGGGAAUGAUGGCGAAGAUGAGGAGGACAAAUACAGUGGAGUCCGCCGUGAGACUCGGACAUUUCAACCUCUCCCUGGAGGAGCAACAAACAAGUAUACUCCUCCAGCACGACGAGCACCAACUGGCCAAGCCACCGUCCCGGGAGCACCAAUUGAUCCGGCUAUCAUUUCUUCACAGUUGGCGCCUCCUCAGCACCCAAGGACCGCCCCCGAAAAGCCAGAGGCAGGGACUGCACAAUCGGCCACAACAGACGUGUCCGCGGCAACUCUAACAGAAGCCACGACCACAGACCAAAAGCCUUCCACCAUCAACUUGUCAGCCCAACCGAAGACGUCCAUCGAAGACACCACAGACAAGGAAAAGGACACCGAGGCUCAGCUCGCGCAUUCUGCGACCCCCACUGGUCCGACCUCACCAGGCCCAACCGAGAAUGUCGAGGUCAAGGUUCUGAACCAAUUCCGCCAAUUUGCUGACGCCGAAAAGCAACGCGUCAUUGAGAGGAGGAAAGCACAAGCAAGUCAAGAUCGGACAGCCAAAUUGAACGAGCUACUUCGGUUUUCCAAGACGUUCAAGCUGAAAACGCCUAUUCCGACCGAUCUUAUAGGCAUUUUAGCAAAGGAUCCCGUGAAACAGGAAGCAAUUGUUGAAAAGGCCCAGAAGGAACAUGAUGGCUCAAGCACUUCCGCUUCAGCAAGAAUGGCCUCUCCUGUCGCGUCCCCUGAUACUUCAAGCCCUCGCAAGGUUGACGCUCCUGUUGCACAGCCUUCGCUGCCAGACCGACAAACCUUCAACCGCACACGUGGCGGGUUCCCUCCAAAUGGUCGACCCGAUCGUCCAUUGAGCCAACAACAAACCAUGGGUUAUCCCAACCCACGCAACAACGGCGCGAACUAUCCUCCUCGAUUUCCUAGCCAACAAGGAGGAAAGACGAACUCGUCGCACCCAUUACCUGCCCCCAUUCCGCUCAUCGGCGGCCGCGUUCCCCCAGCGGGACCUUUGGCUGAGCAAAACGGUGUGAGGAGUCCCCAACGUUCGACUGCUCCUACUCCAAAUUCUGUCGUAUCCAACAAAUUCAAUCUCAACGUCAAGGCAUCCGAGUUUCGUCCUAAUGCCGGCGCAGCCACAUUCAGCCCAUCCGGAACUGCGUUGCAGCCCUCGAGUCCCAAUUCUGCUCAGAGAUCCAGUUCUGUAUCCAGGACUGCCAGUCCGUCUGCCUUUUUUGCCGGCAGAAAGCCGAAAUCGCCAACAGACAGACCAUCACUUUCCCAGGACUUCAACGCAAUCGUCCGAAUGAAAGGAGACAAUGACCGCUCCGACUCAAAAUCGGAAGAGCCUUUCAAGGACUACACCAAUAAUGGUGGCAUUCCCAAUGCUUUCCAGACUGGGCCACGCUGGACCGUGAGGGACCAGAAUGACCAGAAGACCUAUGAAGAGGCAUUCGCACGCCCUGGUGGACUGUCAUCAUCUCCUGCACAAGCUGGCACGGGCCCAGCUCAACACCCAGCAUUUCCUGGCCAACCAGGUGUCAUCCCUAGCGGACCGUCCAACAUCCCCCACAUCUCAACUCCGCAACAUGGCCAUCAUGGUGCUCCUCAUCACUACCCACCUCAGUAUGAGGAUGCAGGUCAUCGUGUGCAAUUCGGCUCGGUCACUUCUGGUGUAUAUCCUUCUCCCAGUCUUGCAUCCCGGCAGACUUCGGCCUAUGCUUCUCCAAUGAACCAUCACGCUCAACUGGUGUACCCACAGAGUCAACCAUAUUACAGACCUGCGGCAGGGCAGAUGCCCAUGCAAGUUCAACAUUAUCCUGGAACUCCUGGUAUGAUGCACGCACAAGUGGGACAGAUGGGUCCACAGAUGAUGGUGCAGCAAGCCUCCAGUGGACCCUACAUGGGCGUCCCCCCACAAUUCGGCCCCCAGGUCCAUAUGUACUCCCCUAGCUCCGGUCAUGUCCAUCCACAGCAGAAUGGUUUUGCCAGCCCUCAGCGGGUUGCGCCGGCGAUGAUGCAGCAAGGAUCCCAGCAAGGCUACCCAGUUGCACCGCCAAUGAUGUACAGCAUGUCAGGCCAAGGUGGCCCAUCAAACUAUCAACAACAACAUAUGAAUGGCCCUCGUGGGGGGUACGGCGGACAUCAUUAUGGUGCGGCGCAAGGGUACACCGGAGGUCAUCGAACGAUGAGCACUGGGUACCCACAGAUCCCCCAGAAGAAUUUUCAGCAUCAGCAGAACCAUGGACCUCAACCAAACGGCCCACCCCACGGCGUGCCAUACAAUCCGCUAGAAGGCGUUCAGGAUGAUGGCAAGCAUUAACAGAUGAGGCUACCACUAGGGAAGCAUCAAACCUCUUCUUGCUGGCAUGAUUACCGCAUCAGUGGGCAAAGAUACAUGACUACGCCUCGGGCACCACACAACAAAGAUCGGCAGAGCUCAAAGAGCACGCGAUAGCGCUGUCAACGAGUUAUCGCGGUUGGUAGUAUCAUCCUUUGUUCAUCCCUCGGUCUAACUAAACUCGCAGACUAUUCAGGCAUUCACCCUGAAGCUCGACAGGAUACUCACCAAAAAUUCAAAACAAUGGUUCAAAUCGAGUCAGGUCCUUGCACAGGCUUUUGGGCAGAGCUGCUGGCUGAAAGACCAGAGACAUGGUGGCCGUUCUCGAGAUUGAUAUAAGGCGCAUGUUGCUAUGGCUAGUUAGCCAAGCGAGAUUGCGAAUGGCUGGGGUGGACGACAGCUUCUGAUUGAUGCAGCGGCUUAUGGCUGGGGUAAAGGAUCAGACAGAUGACUAUGGAAUAGUGGUCGACGGCGAGAGAUCAGCUUGCGAAUGGACAAAACCGUUGGUCAAGGUUCGCGGCAGAGCGAUUGGUCGAAAGAUGGAUGGCCGUGGAGGAGACACAUCAAGUAGCUGCCCACGAGUAGCCAUAAGAUAGGACUCGAUCGAAUCAAUAAGCCGAGUGCCUGUAUACUCAGGUUCUAACCUUGGUCGAUUUCACGACUUGAAAUUUGUCGAGGCGUAAAGGCAUAGACCCGCCACCAUAUCAGCGGGCUGGUGACUCAAUCACAGGCAACGCGGCGGUGAGGAGAAUAGCGAGGACGAAGGGGUGGUGAGGUGGAAGCGUUCUGGCUGAGAAUUGAAGGCCGGGCCAGCCUUGAUGCUCUAUCAUUGAUCUAUGAAAGUUUUGAUUAUAUACCAGAUAAAUUCACACCACGACCGGAUAUAAGGUGAGAUUUGGGUGGAUGGUUGAGAUAUAUUGACAAGCUUAGCCAUGGCCAUGCGAGCAGUCCGCAGUGAUUGA